AUGAUAUUUAGUCUUCAUGAACAUUUACAAACAAAGCUUUCUGCUGUUCCGUAUAAUCGACGUAACAAAGUGUUUUGUCUGCACUGCGCACUGGAAUGUUUUCUACUGCGCAGUAGAACUUGUACAAAGGAUCCAGAAGAAAAAAUGUUACAAUGUUUUGCAAACAAGCAUCUACCGACAAAAAACAAGCACUCCAUCGUUGAAAUUUUCGACAAAUACCAAUCGUUCAUUCUGUUUUUAUUUUGUAGAAGCACAGUGAUAAGUAAUUGUCGCGUAAGUAAACGUAAGACUAUAAUUUUAGUCGAAAAGACGAUGGGAAAAUUAAAAAAAUUUAUCGUAAAACUUGAUGGAAAUAAAGAUACAUAUUUUGCUGGCGAAAUGAUUAGCGGGCAUGUAAAGCUAAAAUUAGCAUCACCGAUUCAAAUGGUUAGGUUGAUAGUAUUUGCCAAAGGAAAGGCUCGAUGUACGAGUGGAGACACAUGCAAAGAUCAAGUAUACAACAACGAGAUUACUUUAUUUGGAAAUCCGAGAAGUCGUGGGAAUAGUAAUGUGGAGCAUCCUGCUGGAAAGUACAAGUACGCAUUCAGUUCUCAACUCCCAGAACAACUGCCAUCAUCAGUGAUUGAAAAAAAUGGUGACAUUAAAUAUAAUAUAACAGCGCAGAUAGUGCUAAAAGGAUUGAAAAUUUUGACACCUAAAGAAAUGACAGUGACGAAACCAAUUUUUAUCAAGGAAGUAAUUGAUGCCAAUGCGGUUAACAGCACCGUUCCACUUCAGCAAGGACUUUGGAAAAUGGGAGGUUUCUUCGCUAAAAAAAGUGGGCGCAAAGAAGCACUCCUCCUGACGAUACACAGGAAAGUCUACUGUCCCGGGGAAAAUAUCCAAAUAACUAUAAAAUACAGAGAUGUCGUGGCGAGAGAAAUGGGUAAUAUCAAAACCAGAAUGAUUAAAUAUGUUUUGUUUAAUCCGAAAGUAAACGGAAGAAGACAUUCAACCAAAACUUUAAUCACUGUUGUUAAUGACGAAAAACGACUGACGGGCCGGGUCUAUCAAAAAAUUGUAUUGAUACCUGUUCCUGAAAAAACGCAAGCAACAAAUUUGUUGACAAAAGCUUUAAAACUUAAUUACUCAAUUCAUCUGAAAAUUGACGGAUAUCCAGAAGCUAAAUUUCCAAUUACUAUCGGAACAAUACCAUUGAAAACACCCAGCGCACCUGAAGAAGACAGACAGGAAGGGAUAGGAGUAUAUAACGAAUCAAACCUUCCUGAGUACGCAUUGCAAACGUAUCUCGAACCAACUGCGCCAUCGUACAGUGAAUUCGAUGAAGAGAAUAUGGAAUGGAAUCAAAACCUUAAUUAUCCUGGAGAAUACAUACCAGAAAAUGAAUUCGAUUUGCCACCUUCUUAUGACGAAGUUGUAGAGGAAAUUGGAGAAGAUUACUUUAUAGUGACAGACUGAGCAAACCAGAGGUGCACAGGACCAUUUUUUUUAAUCAAUCAAGACUAAAAGGUUCAUAACCCUUAUCUUGGAGGAAAGAAUACGGAAGGAGAAACAACUUCAUUUCUGUACGCUUUAAAUGUAUUGAAUUUUCUAUUGUUUUUAAUUUCAAAAGAAUCAGUGCGUGAGGUGCUCGA
This is a messenger RNA of Hydractinia symbiolongicarpus, 1634 nucleotides long. RefSeq names its product arrestin domain-containing protein 3-like. The transcript is spliced from 11 exons. Lineage: Eukaryota; Metazoa; Cnidaria; Hydrozoa; Anthoathecata; Hydractiniidae. Gene Ontology annotation, cellular component: cytoplasm. Gene Ontology annotation, biological process: protein transport. The record is from RefSeq and is a predicted model, not a curated record. Bases 1 to 1458 code for a protein of 485 amino acids.